GGCCGCUGACUGCCGUCCGUGCAUCGCGCAUGUUCGCGCUGCUCCGUCGCAGCUACGGGAUUCGCUCUUCGUCGUUGCAUCCCGUCGCCUCGAGAUCAACUCCUCGAGAUCUUUGUUUCGAGAUCGUGCAAUUUUUAAAGCGUCUGUAAAACGCUUCGCUUUUUUCCGAUUUUCAUAGAAUUUCAUUUCUUUUUUUUAUCUUUUCGAGGUUCGACUUCGUUUCUAGACAUUUUAAAAUUUCCUUCCUAUCGCCCAGUGUUUUUUUUUCUCGAAAUUUUUCUUAUAUUUUGCGAGUAGCACUCGUUAGACGUAACGAAUAUCGCACACGGCGUGCGCGCUUAUCUCUCGACCGGCACCGAAAAUCCGAGCACGAGAAGAGUACAUUUCCGCAUGAUGAAGCGCACCGUCGAUGUUCGCUCGCGAGCGAAUCCACAGCGUUCGUGAAAGCCCGCGAUCGCAAAACUGUGACUGAUCGACAGUCCGCCGCCUUCCCUGGAUUUUUUUGCGGUUUAAUCUGGCACGCUGCGUGAACAUCGAUCAGGCAGGAGGUGAGAAAGCGGCUCGCGAGCAUGAAAGUGGAGGGCGGAGUGGCUACGACGACGGUCCUCCACAAGGUCAAGGUCAAGGAAGAGACGAAGGAAUGCUGCGGCUACCAGCAAGCCUCGCCGUCGUCCACGUCGGCGGCUACCACCGCGACCGUCGUCGCGACGCUCACCGUCUCAGCUGCGACGGCGAUCACUACGACCGUCACCAACAGCAACGGUGUCUCCACCGUGAACGCGAAUCCUUCCACGACUACCACGGUGGCCGUCACCGCGGCCGCCGCCGCCGCCGCCGUCGCCACCCCCGCUCUGCAAUCCUCCAGCAUUAUCUGCCAUCCGCCAACGACGGCCCCCAACACCGCGGAUUCCUUCUCGGUAGACCUCGACUUGAAGGCCAAGAAUAAGGCAUCCUCCGCAACUCGAGAGAAAUCUUCGCGGGAGGAAGCGGCCCAGCCCGAGGCGCACUCGCCUUCCUCUCAUCAGCAUCAAAGGAUCGGUCAGCAGAAGCAAACAAACGGCCCUCGAUCGGAGUACAAAGGCGCUUCCGGUUGUUCUAGAUCCUCUGACAACGACAGCCCUUUGCCCUCGCAGUCAUUCAAGCCGGAGUACGAGGAGGUUGCUGCAGGUGCCGCAAAUGCCGGGCCCAGGACGACGGACGAGCAGGGCGAUGGCGCCGCGUUGGCGAACGGCACUGUCGGUGCAUCCAGAUGUGUCAGCGGUAUUUUCGCGGGACACGGAAAGCUCAAGAGGCUGCUGGGCACCCUCGUGCAGUUCGCCACCGAUAUCUCUGCCGACACGGGUGACACGGUGCGCACGCUGGUGCUCGCGCUUCUGAGCGGCAGCAUGACCGCGGAGGAGUUUCACUCAGCGUUGCAGGAGGCGACCAACUUCCCGCUCAGAAGCUUCGUCUUGCCGUACCUCAAGCACACCCUGCCCUCCCUGCAGAGGGACCUGAGUAACGCGGCCAGGGCGAACAAUCAGAGCUGCGUGCAGUUUCUACGAUCCAACGAGUCCGCCGUUCUCGAGGCCGUAGGGCUGGUACCGUCCGGCGAGUCUGUCGAGGUCUUUGGCGAGCACGGGGGUGCGAACGGGAUCGGCGGCGGUAAUCAGUGCUCCGCUCAUUACGCCAUGCGCUCUAAUUCCAUGCGCUCUAAUUCUAAUCCCGGCGUCGGCGCCAUUCAGCACGCGGCGGGCAGCAACGCCGCGAGCGCGUUGCACCAUUAUCCUGGCGCCGCUCAUGCACCGAAACGCCGUGCCUCCGACACCCCAUAUUAUGAGAACGGUGUUCUUCUGGACGAUAUGCCGGUGUAUGGUAAGAGGUCCGUUAAUCCCUGGAGUCAUCAUCAUCAACAGCAACAGCAGCAACAGCAACAGCCGACGGACCCGUCCUAUUGCUGGUACCAUCCGUUGCACUCCUCGGGCGGAUCGAUUCAAGGUCACGCGCACGGCCACGGUCACGGACCGAGCCCGGUGCCGCCUAGUCUCGUGCAGAUUAAUCAGAUAAACGCGUUCUCCGCGCCGCAUCAUCUGACUCAGCAGCCGCAGCAAUCGAUGGGCCACGGCUUGCAAACGCAGAACGGUGGUAGCCUCGACGACGAGUGGAAGAAUAUCCAUGUGAUGCUCAACUGUAUCCUCGGCAUGGUCGAGAAGACAAAGAGAGCAUUGGCGAUCCUCCAGCGACGAGGGUGUUCCAGCCCGGCGGCCGCGGCGCCUCCGCCAGGUGUGGUCGCGGCGCAGAACGGUACCAGCAAUAACGGCAAUGGUAAUGGCAAUAAUCCCUCGUCGACUAAUGGGGUGCAGGUUGAGUCGUCUACUGGCGAUCGAGAUGGUAGUCUGAAGCGAUUGUCUGGCGAGAUCGUCGCGCAAACGAUCAGGGCGACUGAGGACAGAGUGGCCGAAGUCAAACGAAGAGCCGAGGAAGCUGUGUUAGAAGUGAAAAGGGCUGCAGUGGCCGAGGUGCAACGUGCCGUAGCGGUUGCGGUUGCGGAGUCGAGGGCGAACGAACGUUUGAGGGUUCAUCGAUUACUAGAUCUUCCUCUGUCCCAAAGAAAUCCGAGCAGUCUCCGCCAGGGCCCUUUCCUGAGAGUUCACGGAAAUUCGAGCGCGGUCGAGACCAGAAACGUUACGACGCCGACGACAACGCCGAAUUCGGCGCCGUCGACCACCGAAGACGAGAAAGACAUUCAUCUCACUAGCAUGAUGGGAUCCAGCUGUUGGAAUUGCGGCAGGCCCGCCCUGGAGACCUGCGGUGGAUGCGGAAUCGCCCGAUAUUGCGGCUCCUUCUGCCAGCAUCGCGACUGGGAGGCCGGCCAUCAUACGACUUGCAACAAUUUACCACCGCGCGAACCGCGAAGAUCAGCGUCGCGCAGCCCGCCGAGAAUCGCCGCCACGAAUCUCUCUACGACUGUCAACGAGGUCGACACCGCGCCGGUGCCAUCCACCGGGGUCACGAAGGGGAAGUGACGUCGCGGUACUAGGAACAAUCAGCGAUCGGCCAGAUCGAUCGACUACGAGUCACGCUGAUCGCGCGCGCGCGCGCGCGCGUUUCCCACAAAGACUCUCCUCUGUAAAGAAUGCAUGAAUUGAAAUGAACCGAGAGGAACUCGUUCCUGUGAAACUGAAUGCCUGAUCCUCGAAAUCGGGGAUUGAUUUGAAAUUGCUGGAUAUUCGUCUGUCCCUUCCACUUUUCGAUUAUAUCUUCGUGAGAAUCAAGAUAAAAAUAAGGAUAAGAAAUGAAAUAGCCAGUUCCCCUAAUUUCGACAAUUGGGUGUCCACACGUUCACAAAAUAAAUUCCUGCGUCCAUUCUUUUUAACUCAUUCAUUUUCUACAGCGUUUUCGCCGAUCAUACAUCUUCUGCGUACACUUAUCAUUGUGUCCUUUUCUUUCCGCGAAACACUGACUGGAAAUUUCUUUGUAAUAUAUCCGAAUACGAGGACAAGUGUGAACAAGAAUUUCUCUGAUUCAACAUAUUUCUGAUCCAACGAAAAAGCUGAUUACAGCUUAUCAAGGACGCUUAAUAAUCGAACUAAUAUCAAAAAAUACUAGUUCGACGAUCAGUUUAUUCUCUGAACAAAUCUUUAAUCCCGGCGUUUCAAUCAAUUGGAAAUAUGCGAUAACAUACGAAAUUCACGAUUAUUUAACAAAUUAAAAAAAAAAAAAAUUUAAAUGGUCAAUUUUUUUAUACUUGUGAUAUUGAUCUUUGGAUUAUAUUAAAAUAACUAUUGCAUGAAAUAUCCGGGCGCCCGCCUGUCACUAUUGCACACCGAUCCGCGGGUACCCAUAUCAUAUGAAUACCCGCAUUACACAGAUUACACUGGCAUCUAUUUGCAUCAGACGGCUAACGUCACAUGAGUUUAACCUAACCUAACCAAAUAUCUAAUUAAACUAAUUAAAAAUUAUUUAAUGUUAUGUUAAAUAACAUUACUCAAACAAUACACAUAUAUCAAAAAUUUCAAAGACGGUUGAAGGGUUGGAGUAGCUAUGAAAUAUUUUUAUGUUACUUUAGUGCGAUUCAAUAGUUAAAAAUUUUAAACGUAAUACUUUAACAGUCUAAACAAUUGAAGAAUUUAUUUUAUACUAUCGGCUAAUGACCAAAGAAAUGCACGAUCGUGUAAAGAGAAGCGAGUAAAUUUCUUAAAUAAUUCGAAUGGAUGCUUCGAAUGAAACGUCGGAUGUGAUAAAAACCUGUUUUAAGAUUUUAUCGAUUAAUGAUAUAAAAUGAACAACUGAUUUCAGAAGUGUAGCGUAAUCGAUCACGUAAGGGUUUCCGUUUUCCGGAUAAUAAAUAACGCCGGCGAAAUAUACAUAGUAUUGUCGUAAAUGUUUAUCAGCAUCAUGUGCCAGAGCCGUUCUCCUUUCUCUCCACCGAGAAUCGCAGAUUUCCAAUCCAUUUAUUAUCUAGGAUUAAACCAAACAAUAGAAGUAAUGCGUGUCUCAAACGAUUUCUGCAAUUAAAAGAGUAAUAGAUAACCCGAUGAAUCCGAACAAUGAAUCGCAGAUGUGCGUUUCGCAAUUGCUCCGAAUCGAUAUUAGCGGUAAAUGUAGUGUUACGAAAAUAACUCCCAUUAGCGUAGACAUUUCUUCAUUUCGCCGUUAACAAGUUAAAUUUCUUCAAUGUACGCGAAGCGGAGCUGGAAAACGCGCGCUCGUCCAAUUAGGGAACUUCAUUGAGGACGCGAUUUAGAAAGUGCAUUUCCUUCUUCGCUUAUUCUUAUACAAAACUUUACUGUUCUCGAUACAUCGAUUGAAUCUACGAUGCAUAAAAUUAUGACGUUGCACGGGAGUUAGUUUCUCUUCGUCUCUUCUUCAAACGAUCGAGUAAUAUGUGUUCUCUCACGUCAAUGUAACUUUUUACUGUAUCUCGAUAUUACACCGCAGAAUAUCGUCAUAUGAAAAUAAUAUGUACUGCAAGUACGAAGUUGAUAUACAAUGCACACAACAAACAUAGCUACACAGAGUGAUUUGAUUUUACUAAAUGUCUCUACGCUCACUUCGAUGUUUCGUACCCGAAGAACGAACCACAUCGAUUUUAUCCUAGUCAAUUGAUAGGUUUAACGAUUGUAAUGUAACUUGGAGAAUCUCGAAUCCUUUACUUUGCGCGCACGCAUCUCAGGAUGAUUAUCAUGUAUAUUUAAGUCUAGUCAACAUACGAGAGGAUGAAGCGGAAUUAUCGGUUAUAUGCGUUAGGGAACUUUGCUCAAAUCUAGACUACGAAUUAUUGUAAUUUUUCCUAGGCAUAUUGCGUUGCGGGGAUGUAUGAUGGAAUCCUAUAAAGUGUAUUUAUAAACUAACGAAAUAUAUAUGAUUAUUCUAUGUCAAAA
Messenger RNA from Solenopsis invicta (red fire ant), 5363 nucleotides. It is a transcript of the gene nvy, whose product is annotated as protein CBFA2T1. Lineage: Eukaryota; Metazoa; Arthropoda; Insecta; Hymenoptera; Formicidae. The transcript is spliced from 8 exons. The record is from RefSeq and is a predicted model, not a curated record. Gene Ontology annotation, molecular function: transcription corepressor activity. Gene Ontology annotation, cellular component: nucleus. The coding region runs from base 570 to 3005 and encodes 811 amino acids. Gene Ontology annotation, biological process: negative regulation of DNA-templated transcription; DNA-templated transcription.